This is a messenger RNA of Danaus chrysippus (African queen), 321 nucleotides long. The record is from the annotation of a GenBank genome assembly. Lineage: Eukaryota; Metazoa; Arthropoda; Insecta; Lepidoptera; Nymphalidae.
UUGAAAUGUUCGAUAGGUAGGGAGGUUGUGCGAGGUCACGUCGUUCGGGAGGCUCCGGUGUUGUCGGGCGCGGCGCGAGGCGGUCUGGGCGCCGCCGCGGCGCUAACGGUCGACGCGCGCAAGCCGACAGCGACCUCUUGCGUGCGCCGCACACCCUCCGCGAGUUUAAGUCCGGUGACCACGUUGCGGACUCUACCGCUUCUCACACUGCCAUCGAAUCUUUAUCUAAAUAUCAGUUCCAGAGGCUUCGUCUCUAUUGAACGUCGCGAAUUUUUAUCAUUAACGCCUUCCCAGCGUAAAAUUUUACGAAUUUCAUUCUAG